UCACUUGGCUUCCAAGCCAAGAGAGAUUGAUAGUUACUUGUCUUGCAUGCAAAGCUAUGGAGGUUUUGAGGUUUGCCAAUGGUUUCUACUAUCAAAACAAAUUGGUUUCCUUGGAUUGGAGGCGUCUUCUGAUCAUUUCUAUAUGAAAAAAACCUCCAUCUCUUUAAAGUAGAACCCACUUGAUCAUCUCAGCUUUACAAUUUUGGAUGAAGAAAAGUAAUUGGUAGAGGUCCAUAGUCUGAAAUAGAGAAGGAAAAGGUAUGGCAUCUCUUACACCAGGAGUACUGCUUAAGCUUCUUCGGAGUAUAAACUCGAAUGUAAGGGUUCGAGGAGAAUAUCGGUCUGUUCUCCUGCAAGUUAUCAGCAUUGUGCCAGCCCUGUCAGGCUCAGAACUAUGGCCUAAUCAAGGCUUCUUCAUCAAAGUAUCCGAUUCCUCACAUUCUACCUAUGUCUCAUUGUCGAAGGAAGACAAUGAGCUAAUUUUGAAUAACAAGUUACAACUUGGGCAGUUUUUCUAUGUUGAUAGAGUGGAAGCUGGGACCCCAGUUCCGACUUUAAGUGGUGUUAGACCAGUGGCAGGGAGAAAUCCUUUCAUUGGGAAUCCGAAAGAUCUGAUGCAAAUGUUGGUUCCAUCUGAGGGUCCAGUGCCAGUUAAUGAUGGAGUUAAUAGUUCAAAACCGAGGGAGUUGUCAGAAGUGAAAGGGGAGAAUGCAAGGCAGAAAAUUGUUAUCAAAGAGGAAAAGGCUGGAGUUGCAUCUAGGUAUAUGCAGGGUGUUUUGACAGGAAGUCUUAAAGUUGGUGAAGUGGAUUCAAGUGGAAUUGGGAAGAGCAAUGAGAGUGAUAAUAGUGGACCAGGUAAAAAGGUUGGAUUAAUGAAUGGCAAGCAGCAAGAAAAUAAAGGUCAGGCACGCCCAGCCACUCCUUACCAAAAUCAACCUGAUGCGCUUUCAUCAAAGCCAGAGGUCGCCGUAUCCAGCAACAAAGAAUUUCCAGCGUCUUCCAAGAGAACUUCUACAAAACGGUUAUCAAAUAAACAAAACGACACAAACUUCAAUUCUUUGUCAAGUAAUAACAAUAAAAUCCCUUUUCCUGAAGCAACAGCAUGGAUCUCUUUGCCUUCAAACCUCAUGAAGCCUGGAAAGGGAAUGCUUCGAAGGAGAUAUUUAGCUUCCUUGGUUGCAGCUGAGGCUCAAAAGGAGGCAUCCACUGCUGCAUCUCUUAUCAAGUGCCUCAAUAUGUUUGCUGAGCUCUGCGCCUCUGCCUCACCAGAGAACCCCCACCUCACUCUCACGAAGUUCUUUACCCUCCAACAACUCAUCGACCAACCAAAUGUAACAGCCCCAUUGAAGGAUAAAUCGCUUCAGUCAUUUACUCUCUUUUCUUCUCCAGAGACCCAAAAAACAAGCAAAAAGACAAGUCCAAGUAAGGCCAAAGCUACAUUGAAGUCUCCAAAGCCUUCUAUGGAGUUAAGUGCAACUGAGAAGCAGGAGUGGGCUAAAGGAGACGGUAAAAAGGAGAUCAAAGAACUCCAACAGACUCUCUUGAAUGAAACAAGGGUUUGGUUUUUGAGAUUCUUGGAGGGAGCAUUGGAUGCUGGGUUUCAUGUUGCUGCCCAGGAGAAGAAAGGUAAGGACUUCGCCACACAACGAAUGGAACCGGAGAACAACCAUAUUGCUGUUGCAUUGUCACAGCUUAAGCAUGCUAAUGAGUGGUUAGAUAUACUAAGAAGCAAAUUGAGCUCUGAGGACAAUAAUGAAUUAGUGGAGACUGUUGAUCGGUUGAAGCAAAAGAUUUAUGCUUGUCUGCUUGCUCAUGUGGAUUCAGCUGCAUCAGCUCUAGAGAAUCGAUCUAAUCGUGGUUGAUUCAGAAAAAAAAGGGGGGGUUGUUGGAUUUAGAAUUUUACUUCUCCUCUCUUGUAAACAAAUAACUUAUAUAACUAGGUAAUGUUGAUCAUCAAGCAAAGAUCAUUUGUGCCAACCAUGUUAUGUGAAUUUGACCUGAUGUAUUUAUUAUGCAAGUUAUAUAUGAUGUAAUAAUCUUUAUACAUAAUAAGACCGAUGAAGGUACACUUUGAUAU
Messenger RNA from Populus euphratica (Euphrates poplar), 2077 nucleotides. RefSeq lists its product as uncharacterized. The record is from RefSeq and is a predicted model, not a curated record. Lineage: Eukaryota; Viridiplantae; Streptophyta; Magnoliopsida; Malpighiales; Salicaceae. The transcript has 5 exons. The coding region runs from base 261 to 1862 and encodes 533 amino acids.